GGUACAAACUAACAUAGAUUCCGUAGAAAAGAUAUGUAUACUUCGAUAUUCAACAUUACAACGUUUCAGCAACAUUAUUUUAACUUUCUGUGCUUUGAAUUCGUUGAAUUCGUUAAUGAAAUCUUUCACUCUCCACGAGUUUGCGCUGGAGAAAAAGAUUCACGAUCGAACUUCAGGACGAUUAUCUAACGGCGCCCCGAAAUCGAACGUCGGAAUUAAUAAUUUGCGCGCAGUUUACAGAAUACGUAUGUACAAUUUGCAAAUAACUAUUGAUUGUUCAAUUAACAAUUCGUUAUUUCAUGAUUUAGGAAUAAACGCGCGGCACUCGCAUCUCCCGUCUCGUUACCGUCCCUCAACUCGCCGCUUUCCACCUCGGCCGCGAUACUUCCGAGAGGGCGUUAGCGCACGGUGAAACGAAGCGAGCCACGCAAGACCGACCCUCCCGGCACUACGAACGCCAUAUUGUCGGAUAACAGAGUCCUUCGAGCGUUUAACAAUUAACGUCGAGAUGGACAACGGCGAAUUCAAUUUCGAGGGGUCUAUUGAUCGACAUGCGGCUGCGUCCAACGAGAUCAACAUGAUGGACGUCGACGGCAUCGAUUUCGACAACGAACUUCGUCGCAUCGAGAAUGAGAUCAAUCGCCAUAUAUCGACGCUACAGAGCCACCGCUACGAGUGCGAGAACACGGAGGUGAAAAUUCGCGACGUUAGGCAAUUGCAGCGAAAAGCGCAGUUCGUGCUGAAUAACGUACAGUCGGAGCAGGAGACCUUUUACGAACGUUUUAAGAACCUGAGUCUGAACUACGAGGCGUGUGUGGAGAGAUCGGGUGGCCACGAGGACCCGAACGAGACCAUUCGAGCGCGAAUAAGCGAACUGACGACGCGAAAAAAUGAGCUGCUGGACGAGCUGGCGCGAUUGAGAAGGAACUUGAACGACAACGGGAGGAAACUCGCCAACGUGAGGGCUAUGAUCGUGGAACAAGAAGGAAAGAACGCGAAGCAGCUCCAAGAAUUGAAGGAGAUCUCUGAAAGCGGCGUAUUCAACUCGCCAGAGAUAAAGGAACGGUUAGACGCCAUUCUCGAACGUCGGGGAGCAAAUGACAUCGACGAUGCUAUCGAUAAUACGCUGUAAUAAUAAAGUUUCU
Molecule: messenger RNA, 1145 nt
Organism: Vollenhovia emeryi
Lineage: Eukaryota; Metazoa; Arthropoda; Insecta; Hymenoptera; Formicidae
Exons: 3
Coding region: 509-1132 (207 amino acids)
Source: RefSeq, a predicted model, not a curated record